CGGAGGGUGCAGCUCAUGACCACGCGCACGCCGGCGUUCCUGGGGCUGGAGCCCGGCCGCGGCGUCUGGAACGCGACCAGCUACGGCGAGGGCGCCAUCAUCGGGUUCCUGGACACCGGGAUCGACGAGAAGCACCCGUCGUUCCGCGACGAGGGCAUGCCGCCGCCGCCGGCCAGGUGGAAGGGCGCCUGCCAGCCUCCCGUGCGGUGCAACAACAAGCUCAUCGGCGCCGCGUCGUUCGUCGGGGACAACACCACCGCCGACAACGUCGGGCACGGGACGCACACGACGGGCACGGCGGCCGGCCGGUUCGUGGAGGGAGCCUCGGCCUUCGACCUCGGCGCCGGCGGCGGCACCGCGGCCGGGAUGGCGCCCGGCGCGCACCUGGCCGUGUACAAGGUCUGCGACGCCCAGGGGUGCUUCGAGUCCGACCUGCUGGCCGGGAUGGACGCCGCCGUGAAGGACGGGGUCGACGUCCUCUCGGUGUCCCUGGGCGGCGUGUCCACGCCGCUGGACAAGGACCCCAUCGCCAUCGGCGCGUUCGCGGCGGCGUCCAAGGGCGUCCUCGUGGUGUGCGCCGGCGGCAACAGCGGCCCGCUGCCCUCCACGCUGUCCAACGAGGCGCCGUGGAUACUGACCGUGGCGGCCGGGUCGGUGGACCGGAGCUUCCGCGCCACCGUGCGGCUCGGCGACGGCGAGAUGUUCCAGGGCGAGUCGCUGACUCAGGACAAGCACUUCAGCUCCAUGGUGUACCCUCUCUACUACUCGCAGGGCAUGAACUACUGCGACUUCUUCGACGCCAACAUCACCGGCAUGAUGGUCGUGUGCGACACCGAGACGCCGGUGCCGCCGAUGAGCUCGAUCGAAGCUGUAUGGGAGGCCGGCGGCGUCGGCGUCGUGUUCGUCAACGAGCCCGAUUUCGGAUACACCAUCGUCCUGGAGAAGUACUACAACCUCCCCAUGUCGCAGGUGACCGCGGUCGAUGGCACCAAGAUCAUGGGCUACGCCAUGAAGGGCUCGUCCAAGACCAACCAUACGGCGACGAUCGUGUUCAACAGCACGGUGGUCGGCGUGAGGCCGGCGCCGAUCGUGGCGGCCUUCUCGUCGCGCGGCCCCAGCGUUGCCAGCCCCGGCGUGCUCAAGCCCGACAUCAUGGCGCCCGGGCUCAACAUCCUGGCGGCGUGGCCGUCGCUGGUGCCCGUCGAGGGGCCCGAGUCCUACAGCUUCAACAUCAUCUCCGGCACAUCCAUGGCGACGCCGCACGUCACCGGCAUUGUGGCGCUCGUCAAGAAGGCUCACCCGGACUGGUCCGCCGCCGCGAUCAAGUCCGCCAUUAUGACGACGUCCAGCGCCGUCGACAACGAGGGCAGCCGGAUCAUGGACGAGGAGCACCAGACGGCGAGCUCCUACGCCGUCGGCGCCGGCCACGUGGUCCCGGCGAAGGCCGUCGACCCCGGCCUGGUGUACGACAUCGGCGUGCGCGACUACGCCGGGUACAUCUGCGAGCUCCUCGGCGAGGCGGCGCUGAAAGCCAUUGCCGGAGGGAGCGCCAACUUGACGUGCACGGAGGUCGAGCCCGUCGCCGCGGCGCAGCUCAACUACCCGGCGAUAGUGGUGCCGCUGCGCGCCGAGCCGUUCGCGGUGAACCGGAUGGUGACGAACGUCGGGCCGGCGAGGUCGAGCUACACCGCGAAGGUCGACGCGCCGGAAGGGCUGGCCGUGAAAGUGGAGCCGGCGGAGCUGGAGUUCACGGAGGUGAAGGAGAGGAAGACGUUCACGGUCACAGUGAGCGCCGCCGCCGGAACCAGCGACAGGGCCAGCGACGAGCAGAGGAUCGCCGAGGGGAGCCUGAGCUGGGUGUCGCAGGAUCACGUCGUGAGGAGCCCCAUCGUGGCCGACUCCGGCAUCACCCUCACGAGUUGA
This is a messenger RNA of Panicum virgatum (switchgrass), 1923 nucleotides long. Its product is annotated as subtilisin-like protease 3. The transcript has a single exon. Bases 16 to 1923 code for a protein of 635 amino acids. The record is from RefSeq and is a predicted model, not a curated record. Gene Ontology annotation, biological process: proteolysis. Lineage: Eukaryota; Viridiplantae; Streptophyta; Magnoliopsida; Poales; Poaceae. Gene Ontology annotation, molecular function: serine-type endopeptidase activity.